This is a messenger RNA of Trypanosoma cruzi, 270 nucleotides long. RefSeq lists its product as uncharacterized. The coding region runs from base 1 to 270 and encodes 89 amino acids. NCBI's taxonomy places the organism in Eukaryota, Euglenozoa, Kinetoplastea, Trypanosomatida, Trypanosomatidae. The transcript has a single exon. The record is from RefSeq and is a predicted model, not a curated record.
AUGGGCGACCCUUUCGUGCGCCCGGGGCUGACGUAUCAGCCACACAUUGAGCAGGUGUUGCUUCGAAAUGAGGGAACCCUGACGCUGGAAAGCAGCAAGGAUGACUGGCUACGGUAUCAGCACCGCGACACGCUGGCAAGUCUCAUAUUACAUCGUGACCGUCUGGAGUAUCUUUCGCUGGUGGAGAACGUGGCACCGGCGCGCAUGGAGCGUAUUCUCUUGGAGCGUGCCGUAGACCCCAUUCGAAAGAGGGGGCGGUCCAACACUUGA